Messenger RNA from Silurus meridionalis, 795 nucleotides. Its product is annotated as cell wall protein DAN4-like. NCBI's taxonomy places the organism in Eukaryota, Metazoa, Chordata, Actinopteri, Siluriformes, Siluridae. The transcript has a single exon. The record is from RefSeq and is a predicted model, not a curated record. The annotation marks the transcript as partial.
ACAAGCGCUCCUGCAACCGAGAGCACAACCACAAGCACUCCUACAACCGAGAGCACAACCACAACUACAAGCGAUCCUACAACCGAAAGCGCAACCACAACCACAAGCGCUCCUACAACAGAGAGCGCAACCACAACUACAAGCGCUCCUAAACCCGAGAGCACAACCACAAGCGCUCCUACAACUGAGAGCACAAGUACAAGCACUCCUACAACUGAGAGUACAAUCACAACUACAAGCACUCUCACAACCGAGAGCACAACCACAAGCACUCCUACAACCGAGAGCACAACCACAAGCACUCCUACAACCGAGAGCACAACCACAACUACAAGCGCUUCAACAACUGAGAGCACAACCACAACUACAAGCGCUCCUACAACCGAGAGCACAACCACAACUACAAGCACUCCUACAACUGAGAACAUAACUACAAGCGCUCCUACAACCGAGAGCACAACCACAAUUACAAGCGCUCCUGCAACCGAGAGUACAAUCACAACUACAAGCGCUCCUACAACUGAGAGCACAACCAAAAGCACUCCUACAAUCGAGAGCACAACCACAACUACAAGCGCUUCAACAACCGAGAGCACAACUACAAGCGCUCCUACAACCAAGAGCACAACCACAAGCGCUCCUACAACCGAGAGCACAAGUACAAGCACUGCUACAACCCAGACCACAACUUCAAGCGCUCCCACAACCCAGAGCACAACUACAGCUGAGAGCACAACUACAACUAAGAACACAACUACAACUGACAGCUUCUCAACAACAAGCUCGUCCACGACC